CUUGUUUUACACAUUUACGUUUUUCGUUUCGUUUUAAAACUUGGAUGGAUUCAUCUCACGUCCGUGCCGACAGUGUGCGCGUUUUUUAGUGUGUGAUUUUUGUGACUGUGGAUUUUUAUCGCGUUUUGUGUUCUUGGUAUUUGUUUGGCUUCACCUGUGUUUACACGGUACUUUGAAGAUAUAGCAUGAUGUCACCGAUAUCGGCGAGCGAAGAACCGUUAGGAAAUGGCACCACGAGUCCGGACCAUUUCGUCCAAACGGCCGACCAAACGAAAAGUCAAUGUUCUUCGUUGUCGGACGGCGAGAACUACGAGUGGUCCGGCGAAGGCGCCGACAUGGACGCCGAUUCCGGCAUCGCAAGCGACAAGAACACCAGAGAAAAUGGUAGCGGUACAAGAAGUCCAUCCGGCAUUAAUCGUAACACUUGGCUGAGGACAAGUUUGAGACGUUCUUCACCCAAUCAUCAAGAUUUGCCACACAGAAGAUGGGGCUCUUUCAGAGUCAAUGGAAAAAGACAGUUAGGUUCCAGCGCGUUGGCAAGUGAGUUGUACAGGAGCUCCAGUUUCAAUUCGUCUGGAAGGAGUAGCACGUGCGACACCGCCGAUGAUAUGUACUCGGAUGCAUCCCUGGAGGAGGAUGUGCACGAUCUCCACCAUAAGUUUCAAGUGUUGCAGCAAAAAGUAGGAGUCCUGGAGGAUUCAGCGCACCAAAACGACGAAAGGUACACGAGGGUCAAGGCUGAAAAUGCAGCCCUUCAAGCACGAGUCAUCAUGCUUGAAGAACAGCUUCGUGAUACCGAAUAUCGUUACGAAGAAAAGCUACAGGACGAACAAAGGCGGUCGAAAGAAUUGAUGAACAGAUUAGAUAGGGAGAAACAGCUACAAUUAGAAAACGCCAGCAUACGCUUACAAUCUGCCGAGGUCGAGUCGACGAAUUUCAAAGAGGAAGUUACAAGGCAACGAGCCAGAAUCGAAAAACUGGAAGCUGAGAGAAAGGAACUCACCGAUCAAAUACAAGAUCUUACCAACGAAAUUAUCACUGCUAAAGAACAAGCCACUAGUUUUAGAGAAAAGGAGAGAAGACUGAACCAGGAGCACGAGGCUCAAGUCCAACUGCUGGAGGACAUGUCGAAAGAAGUGGAACGUUUGCGGGCCGAAAAACGCACGCCCGCCCUCCCGACGACGUCCCCCGAGGCUUUGAGGUUGGAGGAGUUGCACGAAGAGAUGCAGGCGUUGAGGGCGGAAAACGCCCGUCUGCAGGAGACCAACGAGGAGUUGCAGGCGAAUCUCCUGCACGCCGGUCUGGAGCAGGGUCGCAUGUUGACCGCUGGCGAAAACAAUCUGGCCGCCGAACUCAACGCCAUGAGCAAAGAUGAGAGUAUUCCACAAGACCAAGAGUCUAUUGCGAAGAUUCAACAGGCCUUAAAAGAACAGCAGGAGGAUAAUGUGAGACUGCGCUGUUACAUCGACGGUAUUCUGUUGAAUAUCGUUGAAAAUCAUCCUCAAUUGCUCGAAGUGAAACAAAGAUCUGUUUAAUUGUACAUAUUCAAUUUUAAAAUUGUAAAUAAUCGUGUAUAUAAAAUAAUAAUAAAAUACAUGUAUAUCUUAAAAUAGUCCGUCCAAUUUGUGAUUAGACACUGUGAUUAGUGAACUUGUGUAUAUUAAGGACUCAAACCGAUAAUUUUAACGAAUUGCUGUUAUGUAAAUUUGUAUAUUUUAUAUAAACUGAUUACUAUUUUAAUGAGAAUUAUUAAAAAUCCUGUAAUUUAUUUGGGUCGCCCAAAUUGCCAAAUAAUCGAACAUGUUGAGAUGUUUUUGUUUAUAUUUUAUAAAUAUUUUAUGUAAGUUGUAAUUAUGUGUAGCGUAAUGUAAUAUAACAUAAAAUAUAGUGUAUCAAACUAAAAACAUUGUAGUGAACCGGCCUAAUUUCCUGUUAUAUAAGUUGUACUUAAGUUCCGAAAGUACCAUAAAUAAAUAUUGUUAACCAUUAUUAUCGAAAAAAAUAUAUAUUUAUGAUUA
Messenger RNA from Aethina tumida (small hive beetle), 2018 nucleotides. RefSeq names its product rab11 family-interacting protein 4B (gene nuf). Lineage: Eukaryota; Metazoa; Arthropoda; Insecta; Coleoptera; Nitidulidae. The record is from RefSeq and is a predicted model, not a curated record. Gene Ontology annotation, biological process: regulation of cytokinesis; endocytic recycling. The transcript is spliced from 11 exons. Bases 186 to 1535 code for a protein of 449 amino acids. Gene Ontology annotation, cellular component: cleavage furrow; endocytic vesicle; midbody.